AAAAACUUUCCAAUCAAAGUAAGCUCGAACUCGCAAUCGAAAAGAUCUCAUCAUCGUUGUAUUAACAUUGAAAGGUAAAGAUUGUGAAUUAAAGUCAACAAUUUAAAUUUCGUUGGAAACUGUGAAACUUUAAUUGUGGUGAAAACUUUGCGCCAAAUUGUUGAUAAGUUAAUCAUGUUAUCAUUAUAUUAUUUUGCUCUCUGUGUAUCAACAAUUACCAUUGGUUUGUCAACAUCAUCAAUAGAUUACAAUCCAAUCAGUGAUCUGUAUCCCGAAAAUUACGAUAAUUAUCAUCAAUCUAAUCUUAAUCCAAUCAAAAUUAAGCCUCAAUCAUCAGAUCAACAAUUACCUUGGUACAAUAAGCAAAUCAUUAGACCAAUCAUCAGAUACGAAUGGGGUCCUGGACUAACUGGUCUACCUUAUAUGUAUCACCCUGAAGUUCAGAGUUAUCGAACCUCAUCUCGAGGAUCAUCAUCGUCACCUAAUGGUUCUGGUUCAUCGUCAUCAUCAUCAUCAUCAUCAUCAGAUAAAUCGUUAAUUGAUGAUAAACGAUCAUCAGUAUCCGGUGGAAAUGGAAUCGAUAUGAUUUUUGGUAAGAAAAGUGAGAAACCUUUUCGUACUUGGGGUGGAAAAAGAUAAACAAUUAAGAAGAUGGUCACAAUCAAUUAAUAUCUAUUUACACAAUUAACAAUCGUCUCAUUAAAUGCUAAAGAAAAUAAUUAAAUUCUAUUGAUAUCAAAUUGAAAUCAAUGUAAAUUGCGAAACAAAUUAUAACUUAACUGUUUGAUUUUUGCUUCUAUCUCAUUGUCAACAAUUUAAUUUCAUUUUAAAUAAUAAACAAUUAAUCUAA
Panonychus citri (citrus red mite) is the source of this 850-nucleotide messenger RNA. RefSeq lists its product as uncharacterized. Bases 175 to 639 code for a protein of 154 amino acids. Lineage: Eukaryota; Metazoa; Arthropoda; Arachnida; Trombidiformes; Tetranychidae. The transcript has a single exon. The record is from RefSeq and is a predicted model, not a curated record.